Molecule: messenger RNA, 2169 nt
Organism: Sus scrofa (pig)
Lineage: Eukaryota; Metazoa; Chordata; Mammalia; Artiodactyla; Suidae
Source: RefSeq, a predicted model, not a curated record
GGAGUGGCCCUAAAACGACCAAAACAAAGAAACAAACAAAAAAAGGAGCCGGGGAAAAACCAAAACAACCGAGAAAAAAAAAAAAAAACAAACAAAAAAAAAGGCUAUUUGGGCAGAAUUUCGUCAUUAACAUGGGCAUAGACCUAAAAAGACAGAAAAAAAAGCGCGAGUGAGAGAAACAAAACAACGGGGGAAAAAAAAAAACCCUGCUAUCUGGGCAGAAUUUAGUCAUUAACGUGUGAUCGUGAGUUUUCUGUGCCUUGUCACCUUCAUGUAAGCUUUCAGUUUUAAGACACUUCCCUCUGCACGGGAAAGGGAGCCACAUGGCACGGCUCCUUCCUGGGAUGAGGAAAAUUCAAGUAGUGAAUGAAGCGAAUGACGUGUGUUUCUGGCUUAGAGGGAUGCGUCCUUUUUCAGAGGUGUGCUCUUCUUGGCCGAGUCUCUGGGCAAAGGCUCCCGAUGGAUGGAGAGGGUUUGGACCAUACGCAGAGAAUCAAGAAGCUCAGCGAGCCAGAGGAUCCGAACUGAGAAUCAUCCUUGUGGGCAAAACAGGAACUGGCAAAAGUGCUACAGGGAACAGCAUACUCGGGAAGCAAGUAUUUGAGUCCAGGCUGAGUGCCCAGUCCUUGACGAAGACUUGCAGCGUGAGUCGGGGGAGCUGGAGAGGGAGAGAGAUGGUCGUAAUUGACACACCGGAUAUGUUUUCUGGGAGGGACCCCUCUGAGUCCCUGUACGAAGAGGUGCAGCGGUGCUUCUUGCUUUCGGCACCAGGACCGCAUGUGCUGCUCCUGGUGACACAGCUGGGCCGAUUCACCACCAAGGACGAGCAGGUGGUGCGGCGGGUGAAGGAGCUCUUCGGAGCAGAUGUCCUGAGACACACGAUCGUCCUCUUCACCCGCAAGGAGGACCUCGAGGGAGGCUCCCUGAUGCAUUACAUCCACGGCUCAGAUAACAAAGCCCUGAGCAAGCUGGUGGCGGCGUGUGGGGGGCGAGUGUGUGCCUUUAAUAAUCGUGCUAGAGGGAGCAACCGGGAUGCCCAGGUGAAGGAGCUAAUGGACUUGAUUGAGAGCCUAGUGAGGGCGAAAAAGGGUGACUGCUAUACCAAUCAGCUGUACAGCCUCCUGACAGGGUCAGAAUGUGGACCAGGGCAAUCGGAGGAAAGAUUAAAGGAUCUCAAAGGGAGCUUCAUAAAGUACAUGGCGAUCCAGAGAUGCCGCACUACUGUGGCCAAAGCAAAUUGCCUAAGAAAAGCCCUAGUCAAAACAGGAAUGCGUAUUUUAUGGGGUAUGCAGGUGUUUGCCACAUGGCUAAUUCUGGUAUUUUGUGUAUUGCACAGAACAUGCAGUUUAUUUUACCACUUACCCUGUAGGAUAUGCGAUUUGCUCUAUAGCUUCUUGUUAAUAAUACCCCAAAAAUUAAUGAUAAUUUUUAGACGGACCAUUGGAAUGGCAUCCAAGACUCCUAGGUCAUAGUUCUAGAUCAGUGAUUCUUAACUCACUGUCACACAGUGGGUGAAUCACAGUGCCUCCCCUGUAAAAUCUCAUCAGUGCAUGUUUGAGAUUCUGCAAAGUGUUUAAUCGUAACAUCAUUGUUAUUUUAAAAGUUACUGUUUGUUUUGAAAGAGCAUACCAAAACCUUUUCGAAAGCUGUAAACAUAAAACUCCUCUCAUUUGCAAAUCUCUAAAUUCAGUUUUAUGUUCCUGAAAACGCCUUUUUUUCUUAUACUGUUACAAUUUCUAAUACCAGAAAUGACAAUAAACAACAUACAAUAACAAUAAAGUUCUACUGGUAUAGAAUUGGCAUAAAAUAACAGCGGUACCUAGGCGGUAAAGUUCCUGAGAUCACGUCUUUAAUUCUGUGCUACGGUUUUAUCCUCAGAAGAUGGUAAUUGACACAUGGCUCAUUUCCGCAACGUGACAAAUUCGUGCACAACAAUCACACACAGACACAUUCACACAUCAAUAAUCCAUCUUCUGUGUAUCAGAUUUGCUUAACAUUGAAAGAGGCUCAGCCAGAUCCCUGGCCCCCUCAUCCCAGUUAGCGCUGAAACAUACAUAGAGGCUCCAUGCUUCAGAUAAGAGGGUGGACUGGACGGCUAUUCUGAAGCAUCGUUCUGUGAAAUGCAACUAGAAGCUGAACUUGUUCAAAUAAACAGAAUCUCUGUGACGG